UGUAUUGAUCGGUGUCGUUUGCUGUCGCUAUCGGGCAUGCACGCGCUCUGAUCUCGUCCUCGAGACGAAGGUGACUCGCAUCGCGUGCAGUCGGUGGCAAUGCAGAGAGGAAGAGCUCGUGCGCGCGACGAGGAGCCGCGGUGCGCGUGACAGAUUGAUCGAUUGGAAAGCAAGAAAAAGCGAAAUCCUGCGAGUCUGUGUGAGUGAGUGUGUGUGCGCGUGCGAGUGAGCGUGUGGAGGUGGGGGUGGUGGCGCGCGCCUCGGUUCGGUCUCCUCGCUGGAUGUGUCUGCAUGAGCUCCGCACCGACAGGGCGCAAAACCCGCCCCGUCCUCCAGCUGGGCAAACCCGGGGAGCGCGAGCCCGAGCGCGCGGAGGGAGCGGACUGCAGGAUGGUUGUUCAGGAGUUUAACACACUGGUGGCUCUAUAUCGAGAGCUGGUGAUAUCGGUGGGGGAGAUUUCGGUGGACUGUCCUUCUCUACGGGCAGAGAUGCACAAAACCCGCACUAAAGGCUGUGAGAUGGCCAGGACAGCUCAUCAGAAACUUUCUGCAAUAUCAGGGCCGGAGGACGGAGAAAUCCACCCUGAAAUCUGUCGGCUCUUUAUCCAGCUGCAGUGCUGUUUGGAGAUGUACCUGACGGAGAUGCUGAAGUCUGUGUGUCUGCUCGGAUCACUGCAGCUUCACAGGAGAGGGAAAGAUUCUUCUGCUCUGUUGAAGCCAGAGAGUCGGAAAGAGGAGAGCUCCGAUAUCCCCAUCCUGGAGGACACCUCUUCAUCUCCGCUGGAGCAGCAGGCCCACUGCCACGUGGCCACCGACAUCGAGAACAUCGAGAGGGACAUGACGGAGAUGAAGAACCUUCUCAGUAAACUCAGGGAGACGAUGCCUUUACCGCUGAAGAAUCAAGAUGACAGCAGCUUGCUGAACCUGACCCCAUACCCCCUGGUCCGGCAGAGGAAGAGGCGCUUCUUCGGCCUGUGCUGUCUGGUGUCCAGCUGAGCUUUCACCCAGGAUCUAACCACAAAGACUACAUUUCCCAUGAUCCCUCACAGUGUGCGUCGUUCACCAAUCGACAGUGUAACUGCCAUUGCCCAAUUUCCCAAACCAGCGCCCUCUGUUGGUGAGGGCGCUCGGAUUACUUACUGAUACAGACCAACUGUACCAUCACUGAUAAUCAAUAUAUAUACAUACAUACAGAUACACACACACACACAUAUAUAUAUAUACACAUAUAUACGAUAUAAACAUGAUUUUCUUUUGAAAUAAGUGAAUGUAGCUUCUGUUCAUCAUCAUUAUACUAUCUGAAGAUACGUUGUAGAUUAAAGAAUGCUGCUGUGUUUAUCCUCCUCCACAGCGCCCCCUGCUGGUGCGAAAUGAUUCCAGCCUUAUAAACUCCGCAUUUAUUUUGCAUGCUCACUGCAGAACACGACCCACAUUCACACCUUUACAGCUGUGCAUCUCGGUUAUCAGCUGCAAAUAUGGCGACACAACAUAAACAAACGUUGGGCGUGUCUGGUCUUGUCUUGGCUCUGAACUUUGUUUUUCUCCCUGCUUCUCCUCCGUAUUAAUUCUGCUAUUAUUUAGUCUUCCAUAAACCGAAAACCUGUAAACCUUUUCUGUUUGUGUCCAUCUUUAGGGAUAAACAAUACCUGAA
Molecule: messenger RNA, 1651 nt
Organism: Colossoma macropomum (tambaqui)
Lineage: Eukaryota; Metazoa; Chordata; Actinopteri; Characiformes; Serrasalmidae
Gene: rgs7bpa
Product: regulator of G protein signaling 7 binding protein a
Exons: 6
Coding region: 292-996 (234 amino acids)
Biological process (GO): G protein-coupled receptor signaling pathway
Cellular component (GO): postsynapse; neuron projection; nucleus
Source: RefSeq, a predicted model, not a curated record